Penaeus vannamei (Pacific white shrimp) is the source of this 1201-nucleotide messenger RNA. The record is from RefSeq and is a predicted model, not a curated record. Lineage: Eukaryota; Metazoa; Arthropoda; Malacostraca; Decapoda; Penaeidae.
CCUCCCGCCGGCCCGCCUCCGCCCUGGGCCACGCCCCCCACAGCGACUCGUGGAGCCCCCGCCUCCUGCCCAACCACCGCUCCAUCAGCACGGUGUCGCUGGCGGACUCGCAGAUCCUCUCGCGGUUCAUGGACGGGCUGGAGAACACGGAGGUGCCGGCGCGCGACCUGCGGAUCCUGGAGAUGCUGGCCAGGAAGCACGAGAAGCUGUUCGCGGAGGAGCAGCGCUCGCACCUCGCGCACCGCGCCUGGCACCAGCAGAAGGAGCGCGAGCGGAAGGAGGCCGCAGCGCAGUGGGCGGAGUGGCGCGCCCACGUGAACGAGAAGCGGCGCCAGGAGAACGACGAGAACGAGCGGCGCUGGAGGAGGAACCAGGAGGUCUACCGCCAGAGUCAGGAGAAGCUCGCCCGCCUCAUCUACGGGAAGGAGCGCCGCGCCCUCGAGGUCCUCGGGGAGCAGCAGGACGCCAGGAUGCGCCGCCUGGGGGAGCGACGGGCGGCGGAGGCCAGUCGGAAGGCGGCGCAGGAGGAGGCGCUGCGGGCGAAGGAGGAGGCGGAGGAGCGCAAGCGGCAGCACCUGAUCCAGCUGUGGAGCGGCGCAGCAGAGCUGGUGGAGCAGCGGCGGCGGGAGCGCGAGGAGUUCUUCCGGAAGCGCGUGGAGGACGGCAACAGCGCGGAGGCUGAGCGCAACGAGGCGAGGCGCGUGCAGGUGGAGGCCCGGGCGGAGGCGCUGCUGGAGGCGAUGAGGCACAACAUGGAGGAGCGACUCUCGAGGGCGGAGCACAACCUCCGGAUGCUCAACGAGGUCAAGGAGGACACGCUCCGGAGGCAGAGAGACGAGCGCGGCGGCGCCGCAUGGCCGUGCGCGCCCUCCACCACCAGCUGGAGGCGUCGAUGCUGCAGUGGCGCCAGCACGUCCUGCGGCGCCUGAUGGAGUCGCUGGCGAAGGCGGAGACGCGACAGGAGGAGUACCUGCAGACGCGCGCCAACAGGAUCCACCAUGACAGGACGGCGAGGAUGAACCACCAGCACGAGAUGAUGCAGAUGGUGAUGGCGCGCGAGGAGGCCGAGCUGCAGAUGGCUAAGCGGUCCCUGGAGGCGAAGGACCUGCGAUCGCUGGAGGUGGCGCGCGAGAGGGACCGGCAGGUGGCGCUGGCGAGGAGCACGGCGCUCACCACCGCCUCGCUCAGGGAGAACCUCAGG